Molecule: messenger RNA, 2140 nt
Organism: Dalotia coriaria
Lineage: Eukaryota; Metazoa; Arthropoda; Insecta; Coleoptera; Staphylinidae
Product: CD63 antigen-like
Exons: 5
Coding region: 297-1004 (235 amino acids)
Cellular component (GO): plasma membrane
Source: RefSeq, a predicted model, not a curated record
UGUGAACAGAAGAGAAACGAAGAGAAAACUGGCAUUGCAGUUCGCUUACUCCGCUUGCUUGCUCAGUUAGUGCCCGACUGCGCUGUUUGCAGGUUGUUCUACUCCUACGAAUCGACGAUAUCACCUCUCGGUGGACUGCUAGCUGCUGUUAAACGGAAUUGGUGCAACAGCGUACGGCGGCGUUCGGUCUUAAUUGAUUUUGUGCGGAGCGCACCGAGCACACCGAAUUUCAGCGUGCGUCGAACGUGAAGAGAUUCGAGAAGCUUUCGUGGAGGAGAUCCGACCCGAGCAGCAAAAUGGUGUCCGGCGGGAUGAACUGCGUCAAAUACCUGCUCUUCUGCUUCAAUUUAUUAUUCGCGAUUUCUGGAAUCGCCAUCUUUACCGUGGGUUUAAUCAUCCACACCGCAUACUAUCACUACUCGGAAUUCGUAGAUCCUAGUUUCGCCUCCGCACCAAUUGUGCUUAUCAUCGUGGGCGUUAUCGUCUUCGUGGUGGCAUUCUUCGGCUGUUGCGGCGCAGUCAAAGAGAACCACUGCAUGAUUAUCACCUUUGCAGCACUUUUACUCAUCAUCUUCACCAUCGAGCUGGCAGCCGGGCUUGCAGGUUACGCUCGCCGCUCCGACGUCGAGGAAAUGCUCGAGAACCGCCUCAACAAGAGCAUGCAAGAGUACUACAGCAAGCGCGACGUUGAGAAGUCAUGGAACAUCAUGCAACACGAGAUGAAGUGCUGCGGGAUGAAUGGACCGUCCGACUGGCACAAUAUCACGCAUAAUAAUACCUUGCCGUACACGUGCUGCCCGGACACGCAAAACGACGGCACGUGCACGAUGAAUACGCUCAACAUGUACAAGACUUCUUGCUUGGAGCGCCUGCGCGAAACACUCAUCAACUACGCGUCGAUUAUCGGUGCGGUUGGUUGCGGCGUUGCGCUUGUACAAAUCGUCGGCGUUAUCUUCUCUUGCUGCUUGGCACGCAGCAUUCGGAAGGAAUACGAAACGGUGUGAAUCACCGAUGAGAUACUCGCGCAACUACUCUAAUUUUUUAUCCACACAAUUUAAUUUGACUGUUUUAAAGAUUUCAAAGUUAAAAUUUGUAGUUUUUAAGGUUAUGUUUAAAGUUUGUUGCACUUUUUCUAAUUGUUUAUAUUUCUAAUCUAAUUUAUUUCGUGGCGUUUGAAGUUGAAGUUGAUUAUAAAGUGUAGCGCGCACUUAGAGUCCAUUUAAAUGUGAUUUGUACUGAUUUGCACGGAUUUCACAAAUUGGUUUGCGACUGAUUUUUUUAUUAUGAAGUAAAAAAGCAAAAUGCACUACGCACUGACGAAUAGAAAGUGAACAAAAGCCAAACACUAACAAAAUUGAGUCAAUAUAUCAACAAGUCGAUGAAAAAAGAAUAAUAAUGUUUACAUUAACAAACAAAUGUUUCUGUAAACGGUUUGUAUCGACUUGUGUGAACUGAAAAACAUAAAAAAACACUGAAGCGACUUUUGUAUACAAUUUAACUGUUAGCGCAGAACUUUGCAUUUAAUAUUCAUUAGAUAUUUCGAUUUUCAAGCAAUACUAAUUUACUCUUUAAGUUCUCAACUCGACGAAAUACUUAGAAAUGCAAAUACAGGUAGUUACCUUCUUGUAGAAUAAAUAAAAUGUCACCAAAAUAUAGGAAAUACCAAAUAGCGAUGAGCAAAACCAUAAUAUUAGCACGUGAAACAUUGAAAUAUUACUAGCACUCAAAGAGUUAUUCAUGAAUAAUCGAUUAAUGUGUCAUCUCAAAUAUAAUCAUAUAACUUUAAUAAUAAGGCUAAGAAGACCACACCCCUACACAACACAUUUACAGUGUGCUCAUGUGGAAGUCAAGACCAAAUUUUGAAGAAUUUUUAGCGUAGCGUUAAGAUUUAAAAGCGUAGAAGCCAACCAUACUUAAGGAAACAACAAGUGGCACAAAAUAUCAGAAAUAUUGCGAUUGAAACAUGAGAAUAUGAAAUAGAUCCUUUUGGUGCUUAUAAGAUGCGAAAAAUAUAUAUCAAUGUGUUAUGAUUUCAUUACAGGAAUGUAAUCUUUGGAAUCAAAUUACAUUUGAGUUAUUGAUGUUAUAUAUUACUAUAAAUGUGUUUGAAAUAAAAGAAUAAAACCCUGUCUAAUCGAAA